This is a messenger RNA of Spodoptera frugiperda (fall armyworm), 2280 nucleotides long. RefSeq names its product derlin-1 (gene Der-1). Gene Ontology annotation, cellular component: endoplasmic reticulum membrane; Hrd1p ubiquitin ligase ERAD-L complex. The coding region runs from base 333 to 1085 and encodes 250 amino acids. The transcript is spliced from 5 exons. Gene Ontology annotation, biological process: endoplasmic reticulum unfolded protein response. The record is from RefSeq and is a predicted model, not a curated record. NCBI's taxonomy places the organism in Eukaryota, Metazoa, Arthropoda, Insecta, Lepidoptera, Noctuidae. Gene Ontology annotation, molecular function: ubiquitin-specific protease binding; misfolded protein binding.
AACAUAGUUUUAUCAGUUAUUAUUAAAUAGUUAAUAACUCAGAAACCAAUAAAAAAAUCACUGAAACUUUUACGGUUUUCAUAAAUUCAUAAUAAAUUUCCGCUGGCAACACAUAUCCGCCCACUGUCAAAAACAACAAAAUCAUCCUCUUGUUGGUUGAAUUUUCUCGACAAAUUCUCUUAGUACACGUGUACCGACAAUUCGAUGUUAAUAAUUUCAUCAUUUGUGUCUAUUUAUGGUUAAACGAUCAGCGAGUGCUGUGUUCUAAUUGUUGUAAAAACUCCUCGUAACCUGUUCUUUAGUGACUCUGUUGUUUGUGUUUACAUACGAAAAUGUCUGAAUUCAAGGAUUGGUUCGAGAGUGUACCGUUUUUCACUCGUUAUUGGUUGACUUUAACAAUAGUGUUCAGUAUAUUGGGCCGGUUCGGGCUAUUAAGCUUCUCCUAUUUAAUACUGGACUUCUAUUCCAUUGUAAACAAAUUCCAGUUAUGGCGACCGGUCACAGCACUGUUCUUCUACCCGAUAAGUCCGAGUACAGGAUUCCACUUCCUAAUCAAUUGCUACUUCCUGUACAACUACUCGCAAAGACUUGAGACGGGAAUGUUUGCGGGCAAGCCUGCAGACUACUUCUACAUGUUGCUCUUCAACUGGGCCUGCUGUGUUGUCAUUGGAUUACUUGUUAACUUGCCUAUCCUAAUGGACCCGAUGGUACUGUCAGUGCUGUACGUAUGGUGCCAGCUCAACAAGGACGUGAUCGUCUCCUUCUGGUUCGGUACACGGUUCAAAGCGAUGUACCUGCCGUGGGUGCUGCUAGCUUUCAACCUUGUUAUCAGCGGCGGAGGUGUGAUGGAGUUGAUCGGUAUCCUGAUCGGCCACUUGGCGUUCUUCCUUCUCUUCAAGUACCCUCAGGAGUUCGGCGGCCCCGCUCUCCUAUCACCGCCGGCUUUCUUAAAAAAUAUAUUCCCAGACACAAGAUACGUGGGUGGCUUCGGCACCGCACCCCAAGCUAGGGUGCCCACACGGCCAGGCGGAACAGUCUUCGGAGGACACAACUGGGGCCGUGGACACACUCUAGGAGGAAAUUGAUGUAACAACAAUCACAGUGAGAGACUUUGAUGUUUACAAACACGAACGAUAUCCCGAUAUUUAAGAUGUGAUUAUGGUGACCCUAACAGUUUUUCUUGACGAAGGUAUCAUGUGCAUACAGCCUUUAUCCAACCUCUUUUUUUUAUAGACUGUUGAAGUGUGUUCAAUACUUUUUUUUUAAUCACAAUGAUCACAGCUUCGAAAUUAAUUAUCUAUGUAAAAUUAUUUUCUUUAUGCAUUCAUAAAGUUAUUAUUUUGUAAUAGAAAACAUUGUUUUCUAUAGUUUUACUGCACUGAUUUGUUGCAAUUGGUUAGUUUCCUCGGUCAAAAAUAAAUAAUUUCGACUCUUCAAUGCUCUAAAAUAGUCAAAAACAAUCACACCUUUCAUAUAGAUUUGAUGAUCUACUGGAUUUUUAUUUGUUUAGCCAAUUUUCUAGAAAUAAGUCUGCAAACUGACGUAAAAAUCUGAUGGCGUUGUAACAUACUAUUUCAUAGAAAAUAUAGUUUUUGACGUUUCGAAAAAAGUAUUGAAUUUAGUAUUGACUAGUAGGAAACUAGCCUAUUUUUUAAUUGUAAUUUAAUUAAGUGGGUGUACAGACUAUAUAGUCUGUGGUCAUUGUAAUGUGUUUUAAUGGAAUUGCUAAGUCUUUAAUAGGUAAAAACGCAAAGUGCAAAGAUAUUAUUAUAAUAUACAUAUAAUAAAUAAAAGAUGUAUUUAAAAACUAAAUGUUUUCGCAUAUCUGUACACACGAAUAACUUUUAUUUGGACUUGAACAAAAUUGUUAUUUAAGCUAAUUUUAUAAUAUAGUUAGGUAAAAUUUUCUGUACCUAUAAUAUUGUUUUAGGUAAAAAAGGCAAAAUUGUAGUUUAAAGUGAAUGUAAAUCUUUUUAUGUUCAUGAUUUUUUUUAUAUUUAACACAGAGAAUUCACUCUUAUUCCUAAGUUUAUAAAGUCGAAAUCAGUUUCCGAUUGUAUUCCUUACUAAACAUAUAUUUACUUUUAUGUACUUGCCUGGUAACAAUACUACCUAAAUAUGAACUGUUCAACGAAUAGAAUUUAAAUACAAUGUUUUUGUUAACCUGUAUGUAUGUGUUUGUGUGCGAAUCUCGGGAAUUGCUAAACCGUUCUUGAUAUGAUGUAUAGUGAGGUACAAGAUUGCAAUAAACUGUUGAUAUAACAAUUUAACAGAUGUUAA